Molecule: messenger RNA, 1285 nt
Organism: Lycium barbarum (goji berry)
Lineage: Eukaryota; Viridiplantae; Streptophyta; Magnoliopsida; Solanales; Solanaceae
Exons: 1
Coding region: 19-1035 (338 amino acids)
Molecular function (GO): DNA binding
Source: RefSeq, a predicted model, not a curated record
GAUCACCACAAUGUUCCAAUGUUGUCUGCAGAAGAUAGUGUUGUAGAUGCCAACCCAAUUAGCUAUUUUCUUCCUCCUCAGUUGUCAUCAACACUAACAUCAACUCCUCUUUCUAGUACUAGUACUGAUGAUUUUUCUUUAAUGUACCCCAUGGCCAUUCUAGAUGACGACGACGACGACACUGCUUUGUUUUCAGAAAUUUCAACCCUGUCUCUGUUUCCAGAAACUUCUGAAAACCCUUCAGAGCCCACUUUUUCUCUAUUUCCAGAAGUUUCCACUGUCCUGUGUCUUUCUUUGCCGGGCACACCUUCGACUAUAAUUAGUCAAGAUUCUUCUGCUUCAUCAAACAAUGCAUCAGGUAAUUGUGCUCCCAAAAGGUUGCACAAUUUGUCUCUGUUUCCAGAACUUCUUGAAAACUUAGGUGCUUCGAAACCAAUUGCAAACAAUAAUCCUCCUCCUCCUCAUCCGCCAUCAUCAACAUCAUCGUCACCGUCCACUGCUCUCUGUCUUUCUCCACCAUCCACACCCGAUACCUCUUCGACUAUAAUGACUCUCCAAUGUUCCAUUGGUAGUCAAGAUUCUUCAUCUUCCGGUAAUUGUGGUACAAAAAGGUCGUUGUUCCAAGAAUCAACGAACGACCCCAAACGGCAAUGUCUAAUGGUGGGGGAAGAAGGGCAUUGGAUAACUAAGAAGUUGACUAAGAGCGAUGUGAAUGGAGCUUCAAGGCUAUUGUUACGUAGACAAGAAGUGAAGAGUUAUAUUUUGCCUUUCUUGAAUGAGGAACAACAAGCUAUAGUUUGUCAAGGUAAAUGUGGGAUUGAUGUAACUGUAUUUGAUUUGGAUACACAAACUGAACAUAUUUUGACCCUCAAGAAAUGGGCAACUAAUAACUUUCAACUCGUUAAAGCCUGGACGACUGAGUUUGUGAAAAGAAGGAAUCUGAAACAGGAUGAUGUGAUUGCCAUUCGUUGGGAGAAAAACAAUUCAAGAUUUUGCUUUCGAGUUGAGAAGAGACAUCAAGAAACUGGUGUAUGAUCUUCUUGGUGUCUAAAUUGUCAUGUUAAUUUUUGUUUUAUUAAAUGGUUUAUUCUUUUGUAAGUAUUGAGACAAAGCCUUUUAAUGUUGCUUCAUUUAUAUAAUCAUUCUUUUUUGCUUCCAGUAUUCUGUUUUGAUCUUUAGUUUAGCUUAAAAGAAGAAAAAAUUGAGUUCACUGCAGGCUGUUUGGCCAAAAAUUCCUUAAUGUGAAAAAUGCUUUUGUGUCAAGAUCGCCAUGUUUGGCUAAUCA